UGCGGUUUACCGCCAGCCAAUGAGCGCCGGCCUCGCCUCGCGCCCCGCCCCGCGAGCCGUGGCCGUUUGAAGUGACUAAUUUCUGUCAUAUGACUGAGGCGCCCAUGGGGGUGGCGGGGCGGCUGUAGGAGUGGGGGCCUAGCAAACGCCCAGCGCAGCGACCCCGGCUUGCCCGUGGCCAGCAUGGCCCCUACGCUGUUCCAGAAGCUCUUCAGCAAGAGGAGUGGGCUGGGCGCGCCCGGCCGGGACGCCCGGGACCCGGAUUGCGUGUUCAGUUGGCCUUUGCCAGAGUUUGAUCCAAGCCAAAUUCGACUGAUUGUAUAUCAAGACUGUGAAAGACGAGGGAGAAAUGUCUUGUUUGACUCCAGUGUUAAGAGAAAAAAUGAGGACAUAUCUGUAUCGAAACUCUGUAGUGAUGCUCAGGUUAAAGUCUUUGGGAAAUGCUGCCAACUGAAACCUGGAGGAGACAGUUCUUCCUCUUUGGAUAGUUCUAUGACUUCAUCUUCUGAUAUAAAAGACCAGUGCCCUAAGUACCAGGGUUCUCGGUGCUCUUCUGAUGCCAAUAUGCUUGGAGAGAUGAUGUUUGGCUCAGUAGCAAUGAGCUACAAAGGAUCCACCUUAAAAAUUCAUCAGAUUCGUUCCCCUCCACAGCUCAUGCUCAGCAAAGUAUUUACUGCACGGACUGGCAGCAGUAUCUGUGGAAGUCUCAAUACGCUACAAGACAGUCUUGAAUUUAUCAAUCAGGACAAUAAUACAUUAAAGGCUGAUAAUAACACAGUUAUUAAUGGACUACUUGGUAAUAUAGGUCUUUCACAGUUCUGCAGCCCCAGGCGGGCAUUCUCUGAGCAGGGUCCGCUCCGCCUGAUCAGGAGCGCCUCUUUCUUUGCAGUUCACAGCAACCCAAUGGACAUGCCUGGAAGAGAGUUGAAUGAGGACAGAGACAGUGGCAUAGCACGAUCUGCAUCUCUCAGCAGCUUGCUUAUCACUCCGUUUCCCUCCCCAAACUCCUCACUUACCCGAAGUUGUGCCAGCAGCUACCAGCGACGUUGGCGACGCAGCCAAACAACAAGUUUGGAAAAUGGGGUAUUUCCAAGAUGGUCUAUAGAAGAAAGCUUUAAUCUGUCAGAUGAAAACUGUGGCCCUAACCCAGGAAUUGUGAGGAAAAAGAAGAUUGCAAUUGGGGUAAUCUUUUCCUUAUCCAAAGAUGAAGAUGAAAAUAACAAAUUUAAUGAAUUCUUUUUUUCACAUUUUCCUCUCUUUGAAAGCCACAUGAACAAAUUAAAGAGUGCAAUAGAACAGGCUAUGAAAAUGAGUCGGAGAUCAGCUGAUGCCAGUCAGAGGAGCUUGGCAUAUAAUCGAAUAGUUGAUGCCCUAAAUGAAUUCAGAACAACAAUUUGUAAUCUUUAUACAAUGCCACGAAUUGGAGAACCUGUCUGGCUUACAAUGAUGUCGGGGACUCCAGAGAAGAAUCAACUUUGCCAUCGUUUCAUGAAGGAGUUCACUUUUCUAAUGGAAAAUGCUUCCAGAAAUCAAUUCUUGCCAGCUCUUAUUACUGCAGUUCUGACCAAUCAUCUUGCCUGGGUUCCAACAGUCAUGCCAAAUGGACAACCACCUAUAAAAAUAUUUUUAGAAAAACAUUCCUCCCAGAGUGUGGACAUGUUGGCAAAGACUCAUCCAUAUAACCCACUUUGGGCACAACUGGGAGACUUGUAUGGUGCUAUCGGUUCUCCUGUACGAUUAGCAAGGACUGUGGUAGUUGGUAAACGACAAGACAUGGUCCAGAGGCUACUGUAUUUUCUUACUUAUUUCAUAAGAUGCUCUGAACUUCAAGAAACCCAUCUUUUAGAAAAUGGAGAGGAUGAAGCCAUUGUUAUGCCAGGCACAGUAAUUACUACCACUUUAGAGAAAGGUGAAAUAGAAGAGUCAGAGUAUGUGCUUGUCACAAUGCAUAGAAACAAAAGCAGUUUGCUGUUUAAAGAAGCAGAAGAAACAAGAACUCCUAAUUGUAACUGUAAAUAUUGCCAUCAUCCAUUCCUUGGGCAAAAUACAGAAAAUGUUUCACAACAAGAGAGAGAAGAUACUCAAAACAACUCUAAGGAGCUGCUGGAAAUUUCAGAUGAGUACCGGAUAAUUUCUCCUUCUGACUGCCAAGAAGAAAAUGCUGUUGAUGUUCAACAGUACAGAGAUAAAUUAAGAACUUGCCUUGACACCAAGUUAGAGACAGUUGUUUGCACAGGAUCUGCUGCAGUAGACAAAUGUGCAUUGUCAGAGUCAGGCUUAGAGCCAACAGAGGAAACACGGCAGAGUAAGGCAGUGCUGGAUUCAGAUAAUCACACAAGCAAAGCGAUGAGAUCCACAGGAAUGGUUGUGGAAAAAAAACCUCCAGAUAAGCUUGUGCCUGCUGCAUUUUCUUGUGAGGCAACACAAACAAAGGUUACUUUCCUGAUUGGGGAUUCUAUGUCGCCCGAUUCAGACACUGAACUCCGGAGUCAGGCAGUGGUGGAUCAGAUCACCAGGCAUCACACCAAACCUUUGAAAGAAGAAAGAGGGGCUCUCAAUCAGCAUCAAGAAAUUAAACAAACAACUAUGGACCAAUCUAGAGAGUCUGAUAUACAGCAGAACAUGGUUUCUGGAGAGCCCUGUGAACUUCCCUGUUGGAAUCAUUCAGACCCAGAAAACAUGAGCUUGUUUGAUGAAUAUUUUAAUGAUGAUUCAAUUGAAACUAGGACUAUUGAUGAUGUUCCAGUUAAAACAAGUAUAGACAGUAAAGAACACUGCUGUAUGUUAGAGUUGUCAAAAAGAUUGUGUAUAAAACAUAAACAGAACAAUGAAUUUCUUAAGUGUAUAGAAACAGUUCACCAAGAUUCAUGUAAAACCUGCUUUCCUCAGCAGGACCAAAGAGAUACACUCUCUAUUCUUGUCCCCCAUGGGGAUAAAGAGAGUUCAGAGAAAAAAAUUGCUGUAGGAACUGAAUGGGACAUUCCAAGAAAUGAAAGUUCAGAUAGUGCCCUUGGGGAUAGUGAAAGUGAAGAUACAGGUCAUGAUAUGACUAGACAAGUCAGCAGUUACUAUGGAGGAGAGCAAGAAGAUUGGGCAGAAGAGGAUGAGAUACCUUUUCCUGGAUCAAAGUUAAUUGAAGUGAGUGCUGUUCAGCCCAACAUUGCCAACUUUGGGAGGUCCUUAUUGGGUGGCUACUGCUCAUCUUAUGUGCCUGACUUUGUUCUUCAAGGAAUUGGCAGUGAUGAGAGGCUUCGUCAAUGUCUAGUGUCAGAUUUGUCUCAUGCUGUGCAGCAUCCUGUGUUGGAUGAACCAAUAGCAGAAGCUGUCUGUAUUAUAGCUGAUAUGGAUAAAUGGACUGUUCACAUGGCCAGUAGCCAGAGACGAGUAACAGAUAAUAAAUUGGGAAAGGAAGUAUUGGUUUCAAGUCUUGUUUCCAAUCUGCUUCAUUCCACUCUUCAACUUUAUAAACAUAACUUGUCUCCAAAUUUUUGUGUAAUGCACCUUGAGGACCGAUUGCAGGAGCUAUACUUCAAGAGUAAAAUGCUGUCUGAAUAUCUGAGGGGACAGAUGCGCGUUCAUGUCAAGGAGCUAGGAGUGGUACUGGGGAUUGAAUCCAGUGAUCUUCCUCUUUUGGCUGCUGUAGCAAGCACUCAUUCUCCAUAUGUUGCUCAGAUACUGCUUUAGUUUACAUAAAUGGUUGUUAGAAAUUGGUGAAAUGAUAAGUAGAAACCAGUGAAGCAUAUACAAUAUGCAUUUAUGGAGAUUUUUUUCACUGUUAGACUUCCAUCUAAACAUAUCAGUCACUGGGGUAUUCUGCAUUGCAUUACGUAUUCUGUGUACAUCAUAUGGAUUUUUCUUUUUGACUGGACUUUGGUUGGUGGUAAAUUUUUAACCAAGUGAAGUAACACAAAUAAUUUUGGGGGCAACAUUUGAAAAAGCCAAAGUGUAACUUUGCAAUGUGACUAUAUUAUCAAGGAAUUUCAUGUGAUCACUGCAGUGUUAUCACAAUUCAUAAAUAACAGAUGUCUCAUGAUGUAAAGACUUUGAAAUAGUCAUUUGAUUAGUUUUUACUUCUUUAUUUCUAAGGUACAGAGAUACAUAAUUUGAUUAUUUGUUAUUUUGUUUUACAGUUUAAAACAGCUAAGUUCUGGUUAUCUCUCAAAGUAUUUUGAACAGCCUGUUAAUUAUAAUAAACUCAGAAUGAGUGUAAAUGUGUGUUAUAUUAUCUACCCAAUUGUACAUAUGUAUCUAUUUUUUUAAAAAGCAGAGGUAGAAAUACAAGAUUGGUAACAUGCAUUUUUAAAACAAUAUUUUCAACUAGUAUGAACUGUAUGUAAUGUUGAAAUGUUAACUUUCUGGUGAUUUUUCUGUUUCACACACUCUAAAAUAUAAGUAAAGCCAAUCUUUUUUUAAGGCAGAGGAAUGUAGAUUCCAAUAAGAAUACUACUUUAUACCAUUUGUUUAUAAGUGUGAGGUAAUUCUUAUAAGUAUUAAUAUUUACGUAUUUUCUAGUUUAAUAAAUGAAAACUAGAAUUAAAAAUUACACCAAAGCAUUGACAAAAAUAAUGCUAUUUUCUUUAAAAGUGCUCAGGUAGCCAAGGCCCUUGCUUUUGGUAUCAGCCCUUGAAUCCAUAGGAUCUGAAUAUUUGUUUCACUGCUUAAUAAUAGUCUAUUUACACUAAUAACUCGUAACUCUUAAAAUUAUUCUUUCUCCAAGAGCCCCACCCUUUUUAAGUUGAUUUUUUUUUUCAAAGAUUUCUACUUGUCACUUGUCUUUGUAUAUAAUAUAGGAGUGUUGCUCAUAAGAAGGCUAAUAUGGAACCAAACUCCUGUAAGUAAUGUAAAUAGAAAGAUGGGUAGAUAAAAGUUUUCAAUAUGCUCUACUACCUCAGUUUACUUGAAUACUGCAUUAUAGUUUAUUCUUUGCUUAUCUAAUCUAAGAUACUUUCGAGGCCAGAAGUUGGUUUCUGUUUUCAUUGACUAUUUUCAUUAUAAUUAACUAAAAAACCCCACUUGCUUAUUCAUUGUUAAAUACACUAAUAUCCAUUCUUGGUGUUUAAAUUUCCAGUACUUAAUGGAAAAAUUUCUGUGGUGUGUUUAGUUUUUGAACUUCAGUUUAUAACAUUAGGUUACAUUUUGCCUUGCUCUUUAUGUAUUCAAGAGAUUUCCAACUAGACAAAGAAGAAAUAGCUAUUUUAAUGGAAUGUAACCCUGAAAUUGGUGUGCCUACAGUCUGUUUGGCGCAUGUCCUAGUAUCUGGUCCCAGUUAGUACCUGAGUCUCCCAUGGAUGACUUGCUGCCAAAGAGUUCUCAUUUUCUUUGGCUUAGUUUUCUUAUUCUAAUCAUUAACAAAAUUCUUCUGUUGUCUAAUUUUAAAAUACUUUGAGUUAGUUUAUUUGCCAACAUUCAGAAUAUAGAAAAUGUUAUAUGUACAUUAUACAUUUUUUUUUUAUUAUAGCUCAGAAUAAUAGCUAUCAGAUAAUAUCUGUUUCUGGGUGUUUCUUCGUCAUCAAACUAUUCUCUAUUUGAAAUGUAUAAUCAAUUACCAUUUAGAAAUUCUAGUCUUCAAUAAAGGGAUGGCUCUUGCUACUGUUAUUCUUAAUGCUAAGUUUGCUGGGAAGGCCUAUUGCUUCUUAAAGAAUCAUUUAAUCCUUAUAGGAUUCUUGAGUUCUGUAAUUCCUAACCCUUCUAUAAUUUGUUACCUUCAUCAUAGUCAUUCUUUUCUUUACACAAAACCCAAGGAAUGAGCUGCUACUUCUUUUAAGUGUGGUCAUUAUGAUUAAUGUGGAAAGAGGUUUAGCCUAUUUGAAAUAAUUUUCAACUUACGGUACAGACAGAUGUUACAUAUCAGAAAAAACUGUUGCAGUAGGAAACAAAAAAGGGAUCUUUUAAAUUAUGGAACUAAAACUAAUUUUUUCUUGUAUAUAAACUAAUUGAUUUGACUUUAAAUAUUACUAGCCUUUAUUAAUAUGUCUUAAUUUUGAAUUUGAAAAUGUUAAGUGCAAUAAAAACACACUGCAGAUUUCAUCUGAUUGGAAUACUCUGGGGAUGAUCACUAAGAAGACCAGAUUUUUACAUAAUGCCUACUUCUAGUAGAUGUCUUACGAGAAUGCUCUGCUUUCUCUAAGUUAUUUAGAUGGUGGAUAUGUAAAAUGUACAUUCUUGUUCCUUGUCUAUAUACAUUUCUCAAAUGUACAUCUGUAUUAUAAUAAUCUCCCAGUUCUAGGGGAAGUUUGUGCAAUAAAUACAUGUUAAUUUGA
Molecule: messenger RNA, 6260 nt
Organism: Nycticebus coucang (slow loris)
Lineage: Eukaryota; Metazoa; Chordata; Mammalia; Primates; Lorisidae
Gene: FNIP1
Product: folliculin interacting protein 1
Exons: 18
Coding region: 184-3684 (1166 amino acids)
Cellular component (GO): cytoplasm
Molecular function (GO): ATPase inhibitor activity; protein-folding chaperone binding
Source: RefSeq, a predicted model, not a curated record